Messenger RNA from Adineta steineri, 1278 nucleotides. NCBI's taxonomy places the organism in Eukaryota, Metazoa, Rotifera, Eurotatoria, Adinetida, Adinetidae. The record is from the annotation of a GenBank genome assembly.
AUGAACACAACUAGUAUUCAUUCAGUCUCUGUACUGUAUAAUAAAUAUAGUAUUAAUCAUUCAGCAAUUGGAAUCAUUAAUGAUACGUCAAUGCGUAUUGAAAUCAAUGAAUUUAUUCGACAAGUUAAUUAUUGGUUAAUGAUUGUCGAAUUGAUUAUGGUUAUAUGUGGAAUAUGUGGUAAUGGUAUGGCUCUUAUUAUUAUAAAUCGUCGUUCAUUACGUGAUACCUCAUCAAGUGUAUUUAUAACAUAUUUAGCUGUGUUCGAUACAUCCGUUCUAAUUGUUCAUAUAACAAGUUUAGUAACAUUACAUUCAGUACAAUCAUAUAUAUUACAUUGUUUUUUUGCUUUUCUAACUGAUUUCGUUACAUUUACAAGUGUUUGGAUUAUGGUUAUAAUGACAAUCGAACGUUGUAUUGCUGUUCAUUCACCAUUUUUAGCUAAACGAUUUUGUACAAGACAACGUGCACGUUAUUCAAUGUAUAUACUUAUAUUGAUAGCGUUUCUUUUAUUUUCUAUAACAUUUCCAAUUAUAUAUACAAUAGAUAAAUAUCAAAAAAAAUGUGGUGUACGUCAACAAUAUCAAACGCUAAUACGAAUUAUAAAACCAACAAUAUUUUAUUUUAUACCUGAUCUUAUUUUAUUAGUAAAUUUAUUUAUUAUUUAUGAAUUAUGUAUGGCACGACGAUCUCGAACACAAACAUUAAUAAAUCCCGAAAAUGCUAUACAUCAAAUAAAUGCAGCAUCAUUUAAUCGAAAACAACAACAAUUAACAAUAAUGCUUGUUACAGUUUCAUUAAGUUUUUAUUUAUUUACAACACCCGCUAUUAUUGAUUAUAUUCGUCAACGAAAUCCACCUAAAUAUCGAAAUAUCAAACGACUUAAAAUGCGUUUUCUAAGAACGAAUUUAACUGUUCUUUGGCUUCAAAUGAGUGCAGCUACUAAUUUUGUAUUUUAUUGUUUAUCUGGUUCAAAAUUUCGUGCAACUUGUAUUGAAACAUUAGAUGAUAUUUAUGCAUAUAUACGAAUAAAAUUUGAUGAUGAUUAUCAACGAAAACGAGCAACAAGUCGUAUUCGGACAAGUUCAAAUUUUGGUUUAGAACUUCGUACUGGACCUUACUAUAGUCGACGAGAUACACGUCGAUCAACUUCAGUAUUACAAACAUUUACUUAUCCAUUAAGUAAUUCAUCUAAACGACCUAGUAGUGAUACAAUAAUAAGUUCUCAAUUGAAUAGUAGACGAGCAUCAAGAUGUGUAGUUAAUGUGCAAGAAGUUUAA